UUACGAGACCAAACGAGUGCAUAAUCUGUUUUUACAAAGAUUAUCGAUAAAACUACAAUAUAACGGCCAGACGACAGUUUUGUUUAACACAUUCAGUGUAAAUUUUGGCCACAACGCUGGCAAGAUCGCGUUCACGCCUCUAGGGCCUUCCAUACUUCAAGAGAAAGUAACUGCAUAGGCAAUCAAAUUGCAAGCUUACCACAAGAAUUUUUAAUUGGAAGCUAGCUCGGCUGCCGGUUGUUCAUAAAUGUCAAAAGCAAACUCCUUGUUUUUUUUCCAAGGCUGCAGCGAGAGUCAGGCCAAACAGGAUUUGUGUUUUUAUUGACGAGCGACACCUUCCGCAUGGAUGCGAACUUAAACUUGUGGCUUUGAAUGAAAGUGAGCGUAUGAUACUGCCUGGAGCACAGUCACAGUAUCGUUUGAAACCUGUUGACGAAUACGAAUCACAGGGAGAGUGCGCACUAAAUCACUCAGUAAGAGAUUACGAUGCCAGCCUGACUCGAAGUGUUUUGUCUUCUCUGCGUUGUUUUAAAUUGGAAACUGAUGCGACAUGUGGAGCUGACAUGUGGAGUCAUUUUGGAAAAGUCAUCAUCCGGGAUCCUGAUGAAGCCGACAUUAAUGAGACAUGGAGCAUUACUGAAGCAGUUGACAAGUUACAAGCAACUCCCCAAAAAAGCAAUGAGUGGCUCGUUGCAUUUAAAGAAGGAGUGGAACUUGAAGACAAGGUGGUGUAUGAUACAUUUGGUGAACAGAAUGAAGAAGAUUUCAUCGCCAGAUAUGAUUUAAGUUUUUUGACUCCAAGAAGUCAAUCAAUAAGAUGCAAGGUGAGCUUUUUAGAUUUGCGGUUUCUGUUUCUAAUUUCCUUCUUCAUUGCAUCUGUGUCAAAAGCUGAUGCUUCCACCAAAUUGUUCUUCAGUCUAUGCACCUACUCACCUCUGACUCAUAAGGAUCCUGCACUUCAUCGACUAUCGCCGAUCAAGCCUCAAGCCGGCAGUAUAAAGAAAUCACUGACAAGCUGUAAUGGGUGUCUGCUUGGAUUAGUGAUAUACCGAUAA
Orbicella faveolata is the source of this 1055-nucleotide messenger RNA. RefSeq lists its product as uncharacterized. Lineage: Eukaryota; Metazoa; Cnidaria; Anthozoa; Scleractinia; Merulinidae. Gene Ontology annotation, molecular function: RNA binding. The record is from RefSeq and is a predicted model, not a curated record.